UCUCCUACCACCAACCGACACCAUCACUCCACUGUACUGCCCCUCACUCUCUCUCUCUCUGGUACCCUUUUGUCUUGCUUCCCACCCACUCCAAUCAUCCCAAUCCAAAACUACCAUCACCCUACCAAUAAUCACCAAGCCCAAAAACAACAAAUCUACCCCACCUUGAUUCAAAUCAUCACAAACCCACCUCAACUCCCUCAAAUCCAGACUAUCCGCUCUAAAAAUAAAAUAAAAUGGAUUAUCAUCAUCAUCAACCAGAACAACCACCAUCACCACCAACUCACAACCGCCACAACAACAUCACCACUGUCACACCCCGAACCGUCCUCUUAGGAAAGUACGAGAUGGGUCGACUCUUAGGCCAAGGCACCUUCGCCAAAGUCUACUACUGCAAACACCUCACAACCUCCGAGAGCGUCGCCAUUAAAAUCAUCCACAAAGACCAAGUCAAGAAAGAAGGCUUAAUGGUUCAGAUCAAGCGAGAGAUCUCCGUGAUGCGCUUGGUUCGCCACCCAAACGUCGUCGAAUUAAAGGAAGUCAUGGCUACAAAGCAAAAAAUCUUCUUCGUAAUGGAGUACAUCAAAGGCGGCGAACUCUUCGCCAAAAUCUCCAAAGGGAAACUCAACGAAGACUCAGCGAGAAAGUACUUUCAACAGCUGAUCAGCGCCGUCGAUUUUUGUCACAGCCGGGGCGUUUCUCAUCGAGAUCUGAAGCCUGAGAAUCUUCUUCUCGAUGAGAAUGGUGAUUUGAAGGUCUCGGAUUUUGGGUUAUCGGCUUUGCCGGAGCAAUUGUGGAACGAUGGACUCCUUCAUACCCAGUGUGGAACUCCGGCUUAUGUUGCUCCGGAGAUUCUCAGGAAAAAAGGGUAUGAUGGUGCGAAAGCUGAUCUAUGGUCUUGUGGUGUCAUUUUGUAUGUUUUGCUUGCUGGGUUUCUUCCAUUUCAGGAUGAAAAUGUGAUGAAGAUGUAUAGAAAGGUUUUCAAGGCCGAAUUCGAGUUUCCACCAUGGUUUUCAACCGAAUCGAAGCGAUUGAUUUCGAAGCUCUUAGUGGCCGAUCCCGAAAAGCGAAUCUCAAUCUCUGCUAUAAUGCGAGUCCCUUGGUUUCAAAAGGGGUUCACAAGACCAAUCGCUUUCUCAAUUCCAGAACAAUUGAUUGAUGAGAAAGAACAAGAAAAAGAAGAAACAAUUGUGAUGAAAACGAGCAAGCAAGAGAUAGAGAUGGUGAGAUCGAAGCGUUCGCCGCCAUUCUACAAUGCAUUCGAGUUCAUAUCAUCGAUGUCAUCUGGGUUCGACCUGUCGAGCUUGUUUGAGAGCAAAAGAAGAUAUGGGUCGAUGUUUACAUCAAAAAGCUCAGCGUCGGCGAUCAUGGCGAAGCUGGAAUCGGUGGCGAGGAAGUUGAAUUUCAAGGUGGUGGGAGCGAAGGAGUAUAAGGUGAGAAUGGAAGGGGCGGUGGAGGGGAGGAAAGGGAAGUUGGGAGUGACGGCGGAGGUAUAUGAGGUGGCGCCGGAGGUGGCGGUGGUGGAGUUCUCGAAGUCCGCCGGAGAUACGUUGGAGUACAAGAAGUUUUGUGAAGAGGAUGUGAGGCCGGCGCUGGAAGACAUUGUUUGGAGUUGGCAAGGUGAAGAAACCAAACACUGAACAAUAAUAUCAACCAGGUGGGCCAUGGGAGGACUAGUUGGUGUUCAUUAAAAAAAAAAAAAAAAAAAAAAAAAAAAACCUUCCCA
This is a messenger RNA of Camellia sinensis, 1726 nucleotides long. Its product is annotated as CBL-interacting serine/threonine-protein kinase 5. NCBI's taxonomy places the organism in Eukaryota, Viridiplantae, Streptophyta, Magnoliopsida, Ericales, Theaceae. Gene Ontology annotation, molecular function: ATP binding; protein serine/threonine kinase activity. Gene Ontology annotation, biological process: protein phosphorylation; signal transduction. The record is from RefSeq and is a predicted model, not a curated record.